Diaporthe amygdali is the source of this 1635-nucleotide messenger RNA. RefSeq lists its product as uncharacterized. NCBI's taxonomy places the organism in Eukaryota, Fungi, Ascomycota, Sordariomycetes, Diaporthales, Diaporthaceae. The transcript has a single exon. The record is from RefSeq and is a predicted model, not a curated record. Bases 1 to 1635 code for a protein of 544 amino acids.
AUGCUGAUAAGAGACUUCAGGCGAUUCUCGCUGGUCCUCGGCUCAGCGAUCCUGCUGCUGCUGCUGUGCGUCAGGCUCGUCGGGCCCGCGGGCACGGAGACGUUACUGGGCCUGCAGGUGGGUGACUGGAGCGGCGGCUCGCCAACUUCACCGCAUGCGCCGUCGUACACGUCGCCCUUCGCGGUGGCGUCGCCGUCUGCGCUUGAGGCCGCCAUGCAGCAGAGCGCACUAACGGACAGUGCAAAGGAUAAUGAGGUACCGUUCGUGUCCUCGCCGUCGAGGCCGUCUGGGUCGAGGUUCAUCGGCCCCAACGGCGAGAUCGUCGGCUUCCAGCCCCCGGCCGAGGUGAGGCCUGGCGGCUCCGGCAUCCUCCACACCGAGAUAUUCUCCGUCACCACCAAGGACAGGCAGUACUUCCCCAUCAGGAUGGGCAGCUCCAAGGUCCUCAACCCCAACAUCAUACCGCACCCGCGGCUGGAGUCUGCGUGGAUCGUCGUCGCACAGAAGCAAGGGGGCGUUAACGACGACGACCAGCAGCAGCAGGGGCUCUUCGUCGAGCCCUCGAUCGAGCUGGUCUGCAACGCCAUGUUCAUCGACGACGCCCUGACCUGCAUCGGCGCGGACGGGCGGGGGUUCGGUGAGCCCACCACGCUCCCUGUCCAGCCGACGGCGGGCGACGGGACGAAGUGCACAGGCGACCUCGAGUUCUUCAACCUCAACGUCGGGCCGCACGACGCGCGGGUCUUCUACGGCCCCCGCAACCCCUACACCAUCUACGGCUCCAACUCCAACUUCAACUGCUUCGGGCAGUGGGUGCGGGACUUCCGCGGGCUCAUCACGGACUGGGGCGUCGACGUCGGGUCGGCGGCGGCGGCGGGCGCCUCCUUCACCGAGGAGUUCGCCUCGCCCGCGGGGACGGAGCUCCAGCGCCCCCCGCCCUACGGCGCCGUCGAGAAGAACUGGUUCAUCUUCUGGGACACGGACAACGUGCACUACGUGCACUACGACGUGGCGCCCCGGCGGGCGUUCGCGCGGCUCAACAGCGACGGGUCGGCGGGCGAGGACCUGGGCCGCCACACGUCCGGGCGCGACGACGCGUGCCUGGCGCGGUACCUCCCCGCGCUCGCGCACGCCGCGACGCAGAAGCAGCAGGACCAGGUCGGCGGCAGCCCCGCGGCCCACGAGAGCAUCCACCAGGCGACCAACUCGCUGGCGGUGACGCUGUGCCGGCGGUCGGACCCCGGCUGCGUGCCCGACGACACCAACACGUUCAUCUUUGCCGUGCUGCACCACAAGGCGUACCGCGACUUCCACAGCGUGUACGAGCCGUACGUCAUGGUGUUCCGGCAGCGGGCGCCGUUUGAGAUGUUCGCUGUCAGCUCGAAGCCGCUUUGGAUCUCUGGGCGGGGCACCGUCCGGGGCACGGGGGGCAGGCCCGACACGACGGAGAUGUUUUAUGUGACUAGCAUUGCGUGGAAGAACAAGGGGCUGAAGUACCAUGGCUAUGUUGAUGAUGUACUCUUCCUGGCGUUUGGGAUUGAGGAUGAGAGGGCUGCUGGGAUUGAUGUGCAGGCUGGGAGCCUGUUGGCUAAUCUGGGGCUUUGUGAGGAAGGCUUUGCGGACGGAGGUGUUUAA